Messenger RNA from Penicillium robsamsonii, 1500 nucleotides. RefSeq lists its product as uncharacterized. Gene Ontology annotation, molecular function: tetrahydrofolylpolyglutamate synthase activity; ATP binding. The record is from RefSeq and is a predicted model, not a curated record. Bases 1 to 1500 code for a protein of 499 amino acids. Gene Ontology annotation, biological process: tetrahydrofolylpolyglutamate biosynthetic process. Gene Ontology annotation, cellular component: mitochondrion; cytosol; cytoplasm. The transcript is spliced from 5 exons. Lineage: Eukaryota; Fungi; Ascomycota; Eurotiomycetes; Eurotiales; Aspergillaceae.
AUGUCAGAUACAUUGGAGCGGCCAACCUAUCAUGAUGCAGUGGAAAAAUUGAAUUCCACUCAGUCGGGAUUCAAGGUGCUAGAUGAAAGAAGGCGUCUUGGUGGAAAACUGGGUAGCACGGUCGUGGAACAGAUGAGAAAAUGGAUAUGCCGCAUUGGGUACGAUAUCAACGAUCUAAAUCGUCUAAAUGUCGUUCAUGUUGCGGGUACGAAAGGAAAAGGCACCACAUGUGCUUUUGUCAAUUCCAUCCUUCAGAGCUACCAACAAUCUGUUGGGGUUCCCCGUAAGAUUGGACUCUAUACCUCCCCUCAUCUGGGGGUGGUAAGGGAGAGAAUCCGAAUCAACUCCUCUCCGAUUUCAGAGGAGCAAUUUACCAAGUACUUUUUUGAAGUCUGGGAUGCUCUCGAAUCAAGCGCAGUCAGAGAAGGUAUUGAUCCCGCUUAUAAGCCCACCUAUUUCCGAUUCCUCACUCUCAUGGCAUUCCAUACUUUCAUAAGAGAAGGUGUCGAUGCAGCUGUCUUUGAAGUUGGAGUAGGAGGUGAAUUAGACUCAACAAAUAUUAUUCCACAGCCGUCAGUGACUGGUAUCACGACCCUUGGGAUCGACCAUGUGUCUGCACUCGGCGAUACGAUCGACAAGAUAGCAUGGCAUAAAGCAGGAAUUUUCAAGACUGGGUCACCCGCCUUUACCGUUCCUCAGUUGCCUAGCGCUAUGGAGGUCCUAUACCAGAGAGCGAAAGAAAAGAACGUCAACCUCGUUACUGUUGUAGUCCACCCUGCUCUUUCCGAUAUUGAUCUCAAGCCAGCGGAAGAUUUUCAAAGGACAAAUGCUUCUCUCGCUAUUAGCCUUUCACUUUCCUUGUUGCAAAAACUCGGAAUUCAAGUGGACCUUGGCCAUGAAAAACUUCCCGAACAAUUUAUCCAAGGUCUCAAAAACAUGGUAUGGAGAGGAAGAUGUGAAACUCUUACAACCGGAAAGCAAAAUUGGCAUAUUGAUGGUGCACAUACAGAAGAGAGCCUUAAGUUAGCGGCCUCGUGGUUUGGGCGCGUCACAAACUCACAGUCAGUCCAGUCAAGGGAUACCCCAAGGGUGCUCAUCUUCAAUCAGCAGUCUACAAGAAAUGCCGAGGUGCUUCUUCGAGCUGUGCAUAGCGAGUUAUACAACAAUUGCAACUUGAGGUUUCAGCAUGCGCUAUUCUGUACGAACGUAACCUACAAAGGCAACGCCUUCAAAAUUGACUGCACCAACCGGAAUGUCGAUCCAAAGGAACUCGAAAGCUUGAGCCUACAAAGGCGCAUGGCUGAGCUUUGGCAUCAGUUUGAUCCCAUGACAGAGACAGCGGCGUUAGCAUCAAUCGAAGAAGCCAUCGAAUAUGCAAAGAACAUUGCCUGCGACGUGGAUAAGACAAUGAUUCUCAUUACUGGAAGUUUACAUCUUGUUGGUGGUGCACUUUUGGUCUUGGAAGGGGAGAGCUUCGCCCUCCAAAAAGCCACAACUUAG